Messenger RNA from Penicillium verhagenii, 1317 nucleotides. RefSeq names its product phosphotransferase family protein. The transcript has a single exon. Gene Ontology annotation, cellular component: mitochondrion. NCBI's taxonomy places the organism in Eukaryota, Fungi, Ascomycota, Eurotiomycetes, Eurotiales, Aspergillaceae. The record is from RefSeq and is a predicted model, not a curated record. Bases 1 to 1317 code for a protein of 438 amino acids.
AUGACUUCAGAUCUUUAUCACGGCUUGACUUGGACCGAAAACAUAUUCGGCCUAGAACCUCGAUGGACUUAUGAGCCCGAAAUCAGCGCCAUAGAGCGAACACUUCAAUCGCUCUAUCCGUCGCACGCGAUCCAAGUCAGCUACCUCACUGAGGGCACCUUCAACAAAAUCUACCGUGUCAAGCUCGACGACGAGUUCCUAAUCCUUCGCGUUUCUCUCCCCGUCGAACCCAUUCGAAAAACGCAAAGUGAAGUGGCCACUAUGAAAUGGAUCCAAAGGGUAACAGAAAUCCCCACGCCCAGGAUCAUCGCUUAUGAUGCCACUCGGGACAGUGAGAUAGGAUUUGAGUGGAUACUCAUGACAGAAAUUCAUGGGAAGCCUUUAGCCGAUCAUUGGAGACAACUAGACAUUCCUGCCAAGUCGAAAUUGACCAGAAAAUUUGCGGAAUUUUCUGUUUCUCUUUGGAGGAACCAACUCAAGGGUAUCGGCAACCUCUACUCAUCAGCAACGACAGAUGGGAAAUCGGCCCUGGCUGAGCAAACCGUGCCCAGUGAGACUAGUGAAGGACUGGAAAAUGAAGGGACUCAGACGGGUCAGGUUGUGUCCCUCGAUUUUUUCUCGGGCUCCCACGGUCGCCAGAAUGUGCCUCGAGGGCCAUUUUCAUGUACCAAAGACUGGAUAGAUGUUUGUCUUGCCCUUUCCAGAAACGACUACCAACAAAUUCUAGAUGAGUAUGCCGGACGUGAAGAUCUCGAUAACGACACCAAAGAAGACAUAGAAGUCGCAGAGAAGAUGCUCAAGGUUAUCGAGGGCCUAGAGAACAUAUUCCCUAUUGUUUUCCCAGUCGAUACCGAAGUUGCUGAGCCCAGUGUGAUCUUCCACGAGGACCUUUCGCUGUACAAUAUUAUGGUUGACGACAAAGGAGAUCUAGCAGGUGUAUUGGAUUGGGAGUUCGUUUCAGCGAUGCCAUUAUGGAAGACUUGCUAUUAUCCCAAAUUUUUGCUCGGACAACCACGUCAUACAAAACCCGAUAUCGAAGACUACGAUUCAGGUAAUCCACAACCCAGGACUGCUUACUGGGAGCACUUGGAUGAAUAUGAAGCAACAAUUCUGCGAGAUGUCUCCAUGGAGGAGAUACGAAGACUGGACCCGGGGUGGGCAGAUCUAUUCGAUGCGAGUGAUCUUAAAAGGGAUUAUGGAGCAGCUGUGGGUUUUUUGAAUUGUUGGCUUGGGCGUCGCCAAAUUCGGCUGUGGGUUGAAGAGGUGGCUUCUGGUAACAAAAAUCCUCACAGUUUAUGUGCGCAAUUAGGUUGCUAA